UCAAAGAUGUCUAAUCAAGACCCUGGUAUGUUAGUACGUGCUUGCUCGGUGUGUGCUCUUUCAAUGGCUCACGUGAACCCAAAGCAUCUCUCCAAUUCACGGAAGCUAGCGCAACAGGGUUUGUAAACCCUGUACACACAGAGGUGACGUACUAUGGGGCACCCACGCUCUCCCACGAGACAAAAGCUGCCGUCCAAUAGAAUGGCCACGAGAAGACCCCGCCCACAACUCAAGACACAUUGGUCUUCAAAAAACCGACCUGGUGAACCUCCACGAAAUCACUUUGACGACAGGGUCUACAAAGCCAUCAACAAGCGAUAGAUUCAUCGUAGACGAGCUAGUGAGUUGCUUUAGGCCACCGACAUGAAGACAGUCCGCCUUCGGGAGCUCCUGCUUCUGCUUCUGAGUGCAGCUCUGCUAGUCGUCGUAACGGAGUGUCUACCUCGACAGAGCGACCCAUACUAUCCUGACGACAGCAACGACAUGGCACUUGAGGAACUGAGGGACCUGCUGGAGGAACGUGAACUUGAACUGUUGAGGGCAGAGGCUGCUCUACCCGAACGUGCACGGCGUUACAAAACGAAUGACUCCAGACUUCCAUUGUGGGCCAUACAUAGGCGGGUAUGUGGGCGACAGAGGUGCGGCACUGGUCACCUGUAUGACUUCGUACUGUCAGCAAUCAACCAAGAGGCACUGCCCAGGCACAGGCAAAUGUGCCCGACUGCCAAAACGCCCUGCAAACAGAUGUACGGGAACCGCCGCAUCAAGAAGUGCGACUGCCCGCCUGGCUUCUUCUGCGACAUGACAACAUAUGGGAACACUCCGUGUCAGAAGCUCUGAAGCAGCUGCCAUAUCGCAGAGAGCCAUGGCGAAGGAGUUUACAUUGCUGCGAAUCUCCAGCGGUGAUGCGAUGGAACAUACUCUAGAUAAUGUAGAACGUAUUUCGCUAGAUAAUUGUACCUCUGUUCUUCGCCUGAAUUCACUUUCCGUCGCUAGCAUGUAAAGACGAUAUACCAAACUUUGUUGCAGAUAUUUUGCUUGCAGAAUUAAAAGUUUAAAG
Branchiostoma floridae (Florida lancelet) is the source of this 1060-nucleotide messenger RNA. RefSeq lists its product as uncharacterized. NCBI's taxonomy places the organism in Eukaryota, Metazoa, Chordata, Leptocardii, Amphioxiformes, Branchiostomatidae. The record is from RefSeq and is a predicted model, not a curated record. The transcript is spliced from 5 exons. The coding region runs from base 364 to 840 and encodes 158 amino acids.